AUGAAGAGGGGUACUUUGAAGCUUCCCAGCGUCGCCGGUCGCCCCAAGAGAACAGGUGAUGAAUUUGCGAUGGAGUGCGAGAAAUGGGAGGAAGCAUCGGAUGAGGAUGAUGAUUAUCCGUACAAAGAGUGGGUCGCCAGCCUGGCAAGAAGAACGCUGCAACCUCCGAUCAGCAGCGCCAGGGACUUGGCGUCCAGAACUUGGUUGAUGGAAAAGGAGGAGGUGCAGAAGGCUCAAUGGCAGGAAAGCUUCCGAAAGGAAAAGCUUUUUCUGCCGGCAGUGACAAUGCCAGCAAUCACCGCACCACAGCGGCAGGGCAUGCAUCUGCUUGGUGCUAGCCAAAGGCUGAAGCAGAAGAAGGUGAUUGCCAGGCAUGGGGAUCAGAGAUGGCGCUUCGUGGGGAAGGCGAGAUGUGUGGAGGCUCAGGCGGUGAGCGCGACAGAGGGCGCGACUGAGACCGAUGAGUAUGUGCCAUCAGGCUGGGGCAAUUUGAAGGACUACGUGCACGGGGUCAAAAUUGGGCCCGGCAGUCUCUUCAGUCAUCCCUGGGACCGUCCCACGCCUUCGGGGAUUCAUCCGAACUCCCCACGGAAGAAGAUUGCCGCUCGCCACACCUGCUACUAA
Messenger RNA from Symbiodinium sp. CCMP2456, 624 nucleotides. The record is from the annotation of a GenBank genome assembly. NCBI's taxonomy places the organism in Eukaryota, Dinophyceae, Suessiales, Symbiodiniaceae.